GUCACUCUCGUCUUGCAUUCCUCAACAUGUCGAAGAAGGCAGCCAACCCCAUGCGCGAGCUUCGCAUCGCCAAGCUCUGCGUCAACAUCUGCGUCGGUGAGUCUGGUGACCGUCUCAUGCGUGCCGCCAAGGUGCUUGAGCAGCUGACUGGCCAGAAGCCGUGCAUGUCCAAGGCCCGCUACACCGUCCGGUCCUUCUCCAUCCGUCGUGGUGAGAAGAUCUCCGUCUGGUGCACCGUCCGUGGCCCCAAGGCGUACGAGAUCCUCGAGAACGCCCUCAAGGUCAAGGAGUACGAGCUCCGCCGCGGCAACUUCUCGGACAACGGCCACUUUGGCUUCGGUAUCGACGAGCACAUCGACCUCGGCCUCAAGUACGACCCGUCCGUCGGCAUUUACGGUAUGGACAUCUUCUGCGUCCUCGGCCGUCGUGGCGAGCGCGUGGGCCGCAAGAAGCGCAAGUCCGGCAAGGUCGGCACCAACCACCGCAUCACCAAGGAGGAGGGCAUCAAGUGGUUCCAGCAGACCUUUGAGGGCAUCGUCAACUAAAAUCCUGCAAACCGAC
Molecule: messenger RNA, 561 nt
Organism: Thecamonas trahens ATCC 50062
Lineage: Eukaryota; Apusomonadida; Apusomonadidae
Product: 60S ribosomal protein L11
Exons: 2
Coding region: 27-545 (172 amino acids)
Biological process (GO): translation
Cellular component (GO): cytosolic large ribosomal subunit; ribosome
Molecular function (GO): RNA binding; structural constituent of ribosome
Source: RefSeq, a predicted model, not a curated record